Molecule: messenger RNA, 565 nt
Organism: Populus nigra (black poplar)
Lineage: Eukaryota; Viridiplantae; Streptophyta; Magnoliopsida; Malpighiales; Salicaceae
Exons: 1
Coding region: 248-451 (67 amino acids)
Source: RefSeq, a predicted model, not a curated record
AGUCGGUCAGAAUCGUCUAGACUCACACGGUUAGCACAAAACUUCUCUCCUCCUCCCCCUUCCCCUUCCCUUCCCUUCCCUAGCUACCUGUCUAUGCUUUCUACAUCUUUCCAGACAUCUCAAGCAUCUUGCUCCAAGUUGUCUCUAUAAAAUACCCUAACCCCUGUCAAGAAAAUCCACAGUCUGCUAGGAAUCAUCGAUCAAGAAGAGGAAAUUAAGAAGGAAGUUCGAAUCAAGAAAGGGAAAGAUGUGCUUGGUAUUUGUGUGUGAUGAGGAUGAGAGGGUGGUAGCAAGGCAAACAGCACCUGGGGCAUGUCCAUACUGUGGAGGGACGAUUCAAGCCAUGGAUGUAGAGAGCCAGUGGAGGUUUUGCUUCUUGCCUCUAUAUUUCAAGACGAAGAAGAGAUAUUAUUGCACUCUGUGUGCUAGAAAAUUAGCUGUCCAGUCGUAAAACUUAAGAGCUUGUAAUUACCCAAAUAAUGAUCUUCUUGAUCAAACAUAGACAGAUGCAGCAGCUACCUUUUGUUCUUAUUAUGAUGUACAUAAUACUUGCAAGUUUUUUCAA